GCCGGGGAAGCCGGAAGCGGCGGCCGGCAGAGGUUGUGGCCGCGCAGAGGCGCGGGGGUGUGUCCCCGUCAGGAAUCAUGCUCGGCAGGACAGAGGUUUCAAGUUCCGAUUAUGCAUAGGUCAUCAGCACCCUACAGGCGCCUGUGGAGAAAUGGAAGAAUAUUCACCCCAGGGUAGAAACCCAGGGACCUGCCAUCUCCUUUGUAGCUGGAGAAGAUACACAGAACAAAAAGAUAUACCCCAAAGCUGGCCCUCCUGCCUCUGCCAUGGCCUCAUCAGUUUCUUGGGGUUCUUGCUGCUGCUGAUCACCUUCCCCAUUUCUGGCUGGUUUGCCCUGAAGAUUGUGCCCACCUAUGAGCGGAUGAUUGUGUUUCGACUGGGCCGGAUCCGCACCCCCCAGGGACCUGGCAUGGUUCUGCUCCUGCCCUUCAUUGACUCCUUUCAGAGAGUGGAUCUGAGGACACGAGCCUUCAAUGUUCCUCCUUGCAAGUUGGCCUCUAAGGAUGGGGCUGUGCUGUCUGUGGGGGCUGAUGUCCAGUUCCGUAUCUGGGACCCAGUGCUGUCGGUGAUGACUGUAAAGGACCUAAAUACAGCCACGCGCAUGACAGCCCAGAAUGCCAUGACCAAGGCCCUGCUCAGAAGGCCGCUGCGGGAGAUCCAGAUGGAGAAGCUCAAGAUCAGCGAUCAGCUCCUGCUGGAGAUCAACGAUGUGACCAGGGCCUGGGGGCUAGAGGUGGACCGCGUGGAGCUGGCAGUGGAGGCCGUGCUACAGCAGCCCCAGGACAGCCCAGCCGGGUCCAGCCUGGACAGCACCCUCCAGCAGCUGGCCCUCCACUUGCUGGGAGGGGGCAUGAACUCAGUGGCAGGAGGUACUCCAUCUGCUGGGCCAGCACUUUUGGCCACCCCAGCAGAUACCCUGGAGAUGGUGAGCGAAGUGGAGCCACCUGCAUCUCAGGGCCUGAAGCAGCCUGUGGCUGAGGGGCUGCUGACUGCUCUGGAGCCUUUCCUGUCUGAAGUGCUGGUCAGCCAGGUUGGGGCCUGCUACCAGUUCAAUGUCAUCCUUCCCAGUGGCACCCAGAGCAUCUACUUCCUGGAUCUCACCACAGGGCGAGGCAGGGUGGGACAUGGGGUUCCUGAAGGUGUCCCCGACGUGGUGGUGGAGAUGGCUGAGGCAGACCUGCGGGCUCUGUUGUGCAGGGAGUUGCGGCCCCUGGGGGCCUACAUGAGUGGGCGACUGAAGGUGAAGGGCGACCUGGCAGUGGCCAUGAAGCUGGAGGCAGUCCUAAGGGCCCUGAAGUAGCAGCCCUGGCUGACCAUCCAUUGCCCAGCCUCAAGUCUGGCACUAAGCUAGGGGGCUUCUUGAAGGAGGAGGUGUUGAUCUGCACUGUAGAAAGUUGAGGCCCUGAAGAGUUUCAGGGCCAAUCAGGAGCCCAUGGAUGGAGGCUGGGGGCCAGCAGCAGCUGGGAGUUCCUGCCUGCAGUGGUUAUCUGACAGGCCUUUGCCCCCACCAAGUGCCCAGCUUUGAGCUGGCUACACAGAGUAAGGACAGGAGAGCCAGGACUGCCCUGUCCAGCCGACUACCUGACAGGAGAGGCAGGACACACAGAACCAGCCUGAUGGCAGCUGGUGUGGUACCUGUGUGAAGGAUCAAAGUGCAUGGCUCAGGCUACAAGCUGAGGGGAUCUAAGAGGGUGGGGGAGGGGGAGGGAAGGCAACUCCCUGUAAGAGGCCCCUGCAACAGGACUGGGCUGGGCCCACCUUCCUGAUUGCAAUCUAGGCCAAGCUGGUGGGGGAGGGCAUGGGACUGCAGGGCCUGCAGCUUCCAUGGCCUCACUCCUGAAGACACCUUGAUUCAUCUGCCAGCUCCAUCCUGCAUGCCUGAUGAGCUGGGCCAGGGCAGCAUGCAGGAGAGCCCUGCUGUUCCUGUAUGUCUUACUAGAGGUUUAAAAGACUCUGACAAAUAAAUGUGGUGUUUCCAAUGUGGA
Ictidomys tridecemlineatus (thirteen-lined ground squirrel) is the source of this 1985-nucleotide messenger RNA. It is a transcript of the gene Stoml1, whose product is annotated as stomatin like 1. Gene Ontology annotation, cellular component: plasma membrane. NCBI's taxonomy places the organism in Eukaryota, Metazoa, Chordata, Mammalia, Rodentia, Sciuridae. The record is from RefSeq and is a predicted model, not a curated record.